This is a messenger RNA of Pelobates cultripes (western spadefoot toad), 276 nucleotides long. Lineage: Eukaryota; Metazoa; Chordata; Amphibia; Anura; Pelobatidae. The record is from the annotation of a GenBank genome assembly.
CAGAUAUCCAUAUUUGCAGACAUCUCCGCAAUGACACUCAGGAGGAGGAAGCUGUUUGUGCAAAUAACAAGUGACUUAAGGGAUCGAAGACUGUUAUACAGAUGGGGAUACCCUACAAAACUACUCAUCCUGAAGAACGGGACUGUAACGGCAAUAAACUCACUGGAAGACGGCCUCAGGAUUCUCCAAAGCUGGAGCUUUGAAGUGCCUGAAUCCUCUGGACCAGGAACUCGCACUGCACGCUUGUUCCCCAAAUGGAAGAGAGCACGCAAAUAA